This is a messenger RNA of Theileria parva strain Muguga, 605 nucleotides long. RefSeq names its product Transport protein particle (TRAPP) component family protein (gene trappc5). The coding region runs from base 69 to 605 and encodes 178 amino acids. The transcript is spliced from 6 exons. Gene Ontology annotation, cellular component: TRAPPI protein complex; TRAPPIII protein complex; TRAPPII protein complex. The record is from RefSeq and is a predicted model, not a curated record. NCBI's taxonomy places the organism in Eukaryota, Apicomplexa, Aconoidasida, Piroplasmida, Theileriidae. Gene Ontology annotation, biological process: endoplasmic reticulum to Golgi vesicle-mediated transport.
CUUAAUUUUUUUUUCUCAUCCAUACCCAUUACUAUAUAUUAUUUUAUUAUUUAAUAUUGUAUUAUUUUAUGGAUGAGUUGAGGAGUAGGAAUAUCCUGGAGCAACCGUUGAUAAAGCAAAAAUCAAAGGUAUCUUUGAGCGCGUAUAGCUUUUUAUUUUCGGAAAUUGUUCAGUACUCUCUCACCAACUCCUCCAAGGAUCUUCCAUUCACCCAAAUAUUGAGUGGUAUGGGAGUGGAGAUAGGGAAUAGGAUCUUGGAUUAUUUAACUGUUCGUGAAAAGAUAACGACGAGGUUUACUAACAUCGUUUCGUUACUCACGUUCAUCUCAACGACGGUCUGGAAGUAUCUCUUCAACCACCACUGCCUUCUACUCAAAGAACGAGACGACAAUAAAGAAUAUAUGUUGAAUGAUAGAGAGUUUCAAAUAACGAAAUACAUUUCAAUGCCAAAGGAAUUGCAGUAUAUGUCGUGUGGUAGUUUUAUAGGUGGAAUCGUGCAAGGUAUACUAACCUCCGCCAAAUUCAAUGUAACGGUGAGUGCGCAUGACGUAGUGGAUGAAAGUAACAGAAAGUCACUAACAAUUCUAGUCCAAGCAAUUAAAUAA